Molecule: messenger RNA, 504 nt
Organism: Alternaria atra
Lineage: Eukaryota; Fungi; Ascomycota; Dothideomycetes; Pleosporales; Pleosporaceae
Exons: 2
Coding region: 1-504 (167 amino acids)
Source: RefSeq, a predicted model, not a curated record
AUGUCUGCAGAUGUUGGCGACACAUCUGAGCGUGCGUCGACAGAUGGAGGCAUCAAGCUUUGCCCUUUCUGGAAUGAGUUUUUACUCUUUUCUCCUGACCCAGCAGCGCUUUUCUUAGACGAGUUCAGACGCUUGGCCAACCAUAUGAAAUGGAGCAAAAAGAAGAAGCGCGAGUAUCUUGUGAAGGCAUUGAACGCUGAGAUCGACUUUCAUGGAGACGAGUCAAUCGGAUUAGUUCGCUGGCAACGCUUGUGCCAGGAGCUUGGAAUUGGCAGCGAGCCAGAGUCCAGCGAGCUAAAGUCCAUCACAAAAUGCAAAAAGGCCCUCAAGCCCCGCUUCGUGAACCUCUAUAGCCUUGUGGAUCACCGCCGAAAUCCGGACGUCGCGGUGAGGUGCUUCGACUCGUUCAAGGAGCUCGUCCACGACAUAGGCAAAACGGGAAGUUUUCCACGGGAGUGUGCAAAGAAGGAAGGUUACAUGAAGGUUUUACUCAAAAGGAUGUAG